AUGGAUGGACACAGAAUGAACCACGCUGAAAACUGCAAUUAUAAUUUUCCAGGGGAAAACUUGAGUCACGCUGAUACAUUUUUGUUUACCUCCGAGUCAGUUGGCGAAGGACACCCUGACAAGAUUUGUGAUCAAGUGAGUGAUGCAAUCCUUGAUGCUUUCCUGCAAAAAGAUCCUUUUGCCAGAGUUUCCUGUCAGUGUGCAGCCAAAACCGGCAUGAUCUUUGUUUGUGGCGAUGUUGUUUCCAAAGCCAAUGUGGACUAUCAGAAAAUUGUACGGGAGACAGUUAAAAACAUUGGUUAUGAUGCCAGCGUAAAGGGAUUUGAUUACAAAACGUGCAAUGUCCUUGUGGCAGUGGAGGAACCCACUGACCAGACCAUCUCUUCCAGUCAUUUCUACCACACGGCAGACAGUGUGGACAACGAGAACUGCCCUGCUGGAGACCAGGGCCUAAUGUUUGGAUAUGCAACCGAUGAGACAGCAGAAUGCAUGCCACUGACCAUUCUCUUGUCUCACCAACUGAAUGCAAAAAUGGCAGAGCUGAGAAAGAGCGGUGAACUAACUUGGGCCAGACCUGACAGUAAGACUCAGGUGACAAUUGAAUAUAGAAUAGAGCAUGGGGCAACGGUGCCGGUCCGGGUCCACACUGUGGUGAUCUCCAUCCAGCACGACGAGCGGGUGACCAUGGAGGAGCUGCGGAAGGAUUUGAGGGAGAAGGUUAUCCAGCAAGUCAUCCCAGCCAAGUAUUUAGACCAGGAUACAGUGUACCACCUUCAGCCUUCAGGCCGUUUCAUUAUUGGUGGACCACAGGGGGAUGCAGGUUUGACGGGCAGAAAAAUCAUCGUAGACACUUACGGAGGCUGGGGAGCUCACGGGGGUGGUGCUCUUUCAGGGAAAGAUGGGGCAAAGAUUGAGCGCUGCGGGUCCUACGCUGCUAGAUGGGUGGCCAAGUCACUGGUGAAGGCUGGUCUCUGUCGGAGAGCUUUAGUCCAGAUUUCGUACUCAAUGGGAGUUGCAGAACCGUUAUCAAUAACAGUAUUCAGCUUCGGAACAGCAAAGAAGGGUGAGCAACAGCUACUGAAGAUCAUCAAGGACAAUUUUGAUCUCAGACCGGGAAAGAUAGUCACGGAUUUGAAUUUACGUCAGCCAAUCUUCCAGAAAACAGCCUGCUAUGGCCACUUUGGACGUGAAGAAUUUCCCUGGGAAGUGCCCAAAGAACUUGUAUAUUAA
Molecule: messenger RNA, 1230 nt
Organism: Candidula unifasciata
Lineage: Eukaryota; Metazoa; Mollusca; Gastropoda; Stylommatophora; Geomitridae
Source: the annotation of a GenBank genome assembly